Molecule: messenger RNA, 324 nt
Organism: Echinostoma caproni
Lineage: Eukaryota; Metazoa; Platyhelminthes; Trematoda; Plagiorchiida; Echinostomatidae
Source: the annotation of a GenBank genome assembly
AUGAGCCUCCGAAAUCCUCAUUAUGGUCGAGGUGUGGUGUCUAGGGUUGCGGCUGAUCAUUCCUCCCUUGCACCUCGCGGAAUGCUCCCGUACGACCAAGCGUCUCAAACAGUCUCUGUUGAGGAAUUCCUACUCACUGCCUUCUCGUUGCAGACGUGUUUACCCACCAAAGAGGCAUCCACAAUUCAAAAGUGCGAUGAUGAUGAUGAUGAUGAUGAUGAUGAUGAGGAGGAGGAGGAGGAGGAGGAGGACGACGAUAAGGAUGAUGUAGUUGAUGCCUAUUAUUAUUCCAUUCAACUCAGUGGUUCCGCGGUCCCGAACUGA